This is a messenger RNA of Gryllus bimaculatus (two-spotted cricket), 831 nucleotides long. The record is from the annotation of a GenBank genome assembly. NCBI's taxonomy places the organism in Eukaryota, Metazoa, Arthropoda, Insecta, Orthoptera, Gryllidae.
AUGGUCGCCGCCGCCAUGGUGGACCGCAUCUCUGUGGCAAUUUUGAAGUUGGAAUAUGCAUCCACCACUAGCAACCACAUGGAGUCCCAAAACGGGCUCGCAAAGUCCUUCUCCCUCGGGUGUUAUCGGGUGGGCGAAGAGACGAGGUCCUUCCUGGGGUUCACCUGGCACGACUCGCACUUCGUACCAGAUUCAGGAUGUCCUCCGACAUCCCGUCCCAGAAGCAUGCGGGUGUCCCAUGGUGUGUCCGCGCUCCCGCGUGGUCGUGCGGAGCACGGCGGGCUGUCACGUGUUUCGGAGGCCGGCAGGGCUUGGUCGCGAGCUGCGCAGAAGGAGGAAGAAAUGGCAGCGUGCAAUAAUUCCAGUGAGCAGCAAGAAGCGAUGCCGGAACAAUAUGGUAAAUUUUAUGACAAUCCGGAAGUAGCCAGCACGGUGAGUGUUGCGUGUUUAGGACAUGCAGACCGAAGGGCAGCUGCAGACUUCUUCCGGGAUGCCCUCGCUCGUGGCGCUUCCCACCGCCAUCUUGAAUUAACGGCACUGGUACCCAGCUCCCCUACAGCUUGCUGCUACACCAGUUCACGUGAUAGGACGCACAUUACACAUUUAUUGAAGUUUAAAUUGGCUAAAGAUUAUUCAGAAGACUUAACUAUAUCUUUUAUUCUUUUAUUUUGUAGUUUUAUUCAUUUCAGGAGUAGUCAACGGAAACAAAUUAGUGCUGAGUUGCGAUACAAUAAUAAAAUAAGAGUUUCUUAUGGGAUUUUGUUUAUGACUAGUGGAGGUCUUUUUGACCCUUAUCGUACCGAGUCGAUUCCGAAGCCGGAAGAUGUAUGA